Messenger RNA from Cannabis sativa, 2488 nucleotides. RefSeq names its product F-box protein CPR1. The record is from RefSeq and is a predicted model, not a curated record. The coding region runs from base 324 to 1565 and encodes 413 amino acids. NCBI's taxonomy places the organism in Eukaryota, Viridiplantae, Streptophyta, Magnoliopsida, Rosales, Cannabaceae. Gene Ontology annotation, molecular function: protein binding. The transcript is spliced from 2 exons.
AAAUCAAAUUUCUCCUUUCAAAUUUCAAUCAAGAACCAGAACACACAACCCAAGCAUCACCUUAUCAUUUUUAAUUUUUUAUCAUCAUCAAAAAGAAUAAAAUAAAAAUAAAAACAUCAUUUAUCAUUUAUUGGACGCUAGUGUAAGUGCACCAACUUACUGUGUACCCGUUUACACAUUAAUCCCUUUACCCAUGAGACUUUGAGGCUUGUUGUAUACGCCAUCCAUCCCUUCCGUUCCGUAGUUUCAAAUCAAAACACAGUGCGACUCUUGCCUUGCCAUAUGACCCAUUGACUCUUCCUAUUCACCUCUUACCAAAGUAAAUGACGACGAGCCUCCCAUCGGAGAUCAUCGCCGACAUACUUAUUCGGCUCCCCGUCAAGGACCUCCUCCGCUACAGAUGCGUAUCCAAGCCAUGGUGCUCCUUAAUCGACAGCCCUGAUUUCAUCAAGCGCCACCUCAACCACUCCAAGGAAACCUACUCCAACGCCGGCUUGGUUCUUAACUGGAGCGACAUAUACUGGGUCGACCUUGAUAAUCUUAACUCCGUUGUGGAACUCAAUCACCCAAUCGAUUUUGAGGGCGGUACCGAAGUUUUGGGCUCUUGCAAUGGCUUACUUGUUCUGUUUAAUUCGUAUGAUGAUGUGGCUUUGUGGAACCCAUUCACUAAAAGGUACAGGAACUUACCCAAUACUGAGCUUGAAUUUGCCGGCAAAGAUUUUUGUAUUUGUCAAUAUAUAAUUUACGGAUUUGGGUAUGACCCCAUUCACGAUGAUUACAAGUUAAUACGGUUGGUACAGUAUAUUGGGGAUGAAGAUGACUCUUUUGACUCUGAGGUUAAAGUUUAUAGCCUAAAAACCAAAUCAUGGAAGAGGAUCGAGGACUUUCCUUAUUACCUUUGCUAUAAGAAUGCGUAUGGUGUUCUUGUUGAUAAUGCUUUACAUUGGGUUGUAUCUAGGAAACCAGAAUCUGAUGUUUCCAACUUAAUUGGUGCUUUUGAUAUUGUGAGUGAGGAGUACUAUGUGGUGCCUCAACCUGAUUUUGUGGAUUGUGAUUUUCACAUGACCCUGAAUGUCUUAGGAAGUUGCCUUUGCCUGAUUGCUAAUUACACCUCUGACCAAUCUUCUUAUUUUUGGGAAACCAAGGCGGAUCGUAUUGACAUAUGGGUAAUGAAGGAAUAUGGGGUUAAAGAAUCUUGGACUAAGCUGUAUUCAAUGGUGCAAUCAGAUGAGAUAAGCUCUUUCGGUUAUGUAUACCCAGUUACAUACUUGAAGCCUCGUGGUAAUAAAAUACUAAUGGAUCAGGAUUCCAAAAAGUUUAUUUUGUAUGAUUUGGAAAGGAAUAAGGCUGAGAAUGUGAUGAUUCCUGGUAUGCCUAACCAAUUUGACGAGUGUGUGUGCCUACAAAGCCUUGUUGGACUUGGUGGUAGGGAUGGGGAAAUCUCUGGAAAGAAGGCAGAGAAGCUUAGGAGGAAGAGGAAGCUUAAGAAGAAGCUGAAGCGUAAGGAGGAGGAAGUUGCUAAGAAGGAUGAUUUCUUGUCGAAGGGAUUCAAAUUAGUGUUGUGAAUGACGCUAGCGCUACAGGUAUUGUUUAUAUUGUUUAUUAUUAUUAUUAUUAUUAUUAUUAUUAUUAUUAUUAAUUUGUUAGAGAUAGAAUUUUUCUAUUAGUUAUAAUAUAUCACAUGCUCCUUUUAGAGCUAUUUAUUAAUGAUUCUUGGAGCUUUUAUUUCAUGCUUUCAUUUUGCUUUUCUAAUCUUAUCUUCAGCAUUUCUUUUCAGUUUCAGGGAACUAUUCAGGGUUUAGUUGAUGUGAAUCAUGUUCAUAUUUAAAAAACUUUGAUAAAUUUCCUCUAUAUAUUAUAGCUCUCAUUUUUGCUCUGGAAACUAACUACACUUUUGUGUUUAUCAUACAAACCUCCAUAUAUAUUAUAUUGAAAGAAGGUUAUUGUACAUCUGUUCAUUUCUCAAUACUAUCAAAUUUAACUUAAAAUACUAAAUGCGUGAAGCUAGAUAUGUGUGAAUUUUGCCUGCUAAUCUUAUUGCAAUUACAUACAUUAUUCCAUGCUUUGAAAUUGAGUAGGGAUGAUUUCCUGUCAAAGGGAUUCAAACUGGUGCUGUAAAUGGAUGGAAGCACAGGUAUAUAUAUAUGUUUGUUUAUAUUAUUUUGUUACUUUGUUAGACAUGGUUCUUUUUCUUUAUUUUCUUUUUUAAUUUCAGGGGACUGAUCAGGAUUAGUUCGAUGUUUGAGUCUCGCAUGGAGGAAUCGUGUUCAACUUUGCAUGUCAUAUUUUGGUAAACUCUUUUUUGACAAGGUGGCCAUGUUAGUAGUUUUAAAGUAGGAUUCAGUCUCCGUUUCAAAAAACAAAAGUAGGGUUCAUUGAUACAGUUGUGUGUACUCUGGGAUGGAUCAUUGACCAGCUUUUCAUGUCAUGUUUUGGAAGCUUAGUGUUAAAAUACUUUGAAACUAAAGUGCAUUUCAUAUGUUUCGAA